AUGGUUCUGUAUUUAUACCAUUUUCAAAUUACCCACCUAAUAGCGCUCCAGAAGGUCGCAAAUCUGUCACCGGCCAUCAUGAUUUACCAAUCACUGGAUGGCUUCAAGACGUCGCCGCAGUUCAAAAAUCAAAUCCUGACAAUAACAUAUUGUUGGAUGACGGUGUCCAUUAAACACAAUAACAGGCAGCGUGACGCGGAGGGCGGCAGCUACUUUGCACUCCUGAGAAUUGCUGUAAGCCAACUUUCUGCAUACGCAGCCCAUUUCAAUCUGCCACUAGUUGCUGGGCAACUACUAUGCAACGCGGUUGCGUCACGAAAGAUCCCGUUGAAGCUUCUGCUUAUGGAUCUCCAUACCAGUCUCGAACUGAGCAACUGUCAAAUUCAUCGAUGCUAUAUCUCAGGCCAGGUCUUGAAGACCAGUAGCCGUUGGCUAAUGAUCGGACCCUAUGGCAUUAUACAAGGUGCUCCGUUGUGUCCUACUGGACUCCCACAUGCCCAAAAGAGGUCCGACGGCGGUAGGGGUAGCAGACAUAGCAGCCUAGUCGUCUGGAACCAUUUAGGCGAUACGCUACAACUCUCCAGCCAAGCUGACAUCCUACAGCGCAAUAUGCGGAAGAAAUGAAAGCGCAUUCAGGCACUCCGGCGAUCAAAUCCUUCAUUCUACAAGUCCGCAACAUAUUCGAGUUGAUCG
Messenger RNA from Suillus subaureus, 693 nucleotides. RefSeq lists its product as uncharacterized. The coding region runs from base 1 to 624 and encodes 207 amino acids. Lineage: Eukaryota; Fungi; Basidiomycota; Agaricomycetes; Boletales; Suillaceae. The transcript has 5 exons. The record is from RefSeq and is a predicted model, not a curated record.